AUGCCCCUAGCGGAUCGCUUUCUUAAUGUGGCACUCUCGUCUGGCAUGCUCACGACAGGGUCCAUUAAUACCAUCUCAAAGAAGUUAUUGUAUCAAAGCACAGGCAUAGGUAUCGACGGGUCAACGGAACUGUUCGUCAAGCCGUGGUUUCAGACGUCUUCCAUGUUUGCUGGGGAGUGCAUGUCGCUACUUGCAUAUUAUAUAGUUCAGUGCGCACGGAAAAGAGGCCCUACGGGCAAGAUAUACAUGGAUCCGACGAACGGGAUUGGAUAUCACCGCCUCUUGCCCAGAAUUAUGGCCCUAGCUCUAUGUGAUCUUUGUGCCACCACAUUGACUGGGAUUGCCUUAGUAUAUUGUUCCGCCUCGAUAACUCAGAUUCUGCGCGGGUUUGUCAUGGUCUUCGUGCUACUCUUUUCAUAUCUAUUCCUCAAGCGAAAGCCGACCAAAUGGCAGGUGGUUGGUGUUGUUUUUAGUGUAAUUGGUUUGCUAUUCGUAGGACUUUCGGCCCUCUUAGGUGAUCUCGAAAGUGGUAGCACACUGAGUAUGCUGCUGGGAAUUGGCCUUGCUCUUUCGGCUCAGGUCAUCUCCGCUAUCCAGUUCGUCCUCGAAGAAAAGUUUGUUAAAGGGAAGGACCUUUCGCCCCUUGUCCUGAUAGGCUGGGAAGGUGUAUUUGGUUUGUUCUUAACCGUGGGUGUAGCGUUUCCAAUUGCCUGGGCCAUUCCAGGCGAUGAUCACGGAAGCUACGAAAAUUAUCUUAAUUCGUUUUACAUGCUGCGGAAUAAUGUGCAGCUCAUCGCCCUUGUUCUUCUUAACUUCAUCUCUAUCUCAUUCUUUAACUUCUUCUCAAUAACCAUGAGCAAGAAGCUAUCUGCCACACACAGAACUUUAAUUGAUGCAAUGCGUACAUCCAUCGUUUGGAUCUGCAUGGUAGUUGUUUACUAUUGUACAUAUAAGUCCAGCAAUGUCUAUGGGGAGCCACUGAAUGUUUAUAGCAUUUUCGAGCUCUUAGGUUUUGGCUUUAUGAUCCUCGGCACGGUGACACACAACGAUGUCAAGGGAUUUGGAAGGAAAGUUGUUUGUCAUCGCGAGCUUAUGGUCCCAGAAGAAAAGGAAAAAGUUGCUCGGAAUGACUCGAGAGUCUCAUCCGAUGACUUGUAG
This is a messenger RNA of Giardia duodenalis, 1158 nucleotides long. RefSeq names its product EamA-like transporter family protein. Gene Ontology annotation, cellular component: membrane; intracellular membrane-bounded organelle. The transcript has a single exon. The coding region runs from base 1 to 1158 and encodes 385 amino acids. Lineage: Eukaryota; Fornicata; Diplomonadida; Hexamitidae. The record is from RefSeq and is a predicted model, not a curated record.